Aureobasidium pullulans EXF-150 is the source of this 965-nucleotide messenger RNA. RefSeq names its product LUC7-domain-containing protein. Gene Ontology annotation, molecular function: mRNA binding. The coding region runs from base 1 to 852 and encodes 283 amino acids. NCBI's taxonomy places the organism in Eukaryota, Fungi, Ascomycota, Dothideomycetes, Dothideales, Saccotheciaceae. Gene Ontology annotation, biological process: mRNA splice site recognition. The record is from RefSeq and is a predicted model, not a curated record. The transcript is spliced from 2 exons. Gene Ontology annotation, cellular component: U1 snRNP; U2-type prespliceosome.
AUGGCCGCUGAGCAAAGAAAGCUGCUGGAGCAGCUCAUGGGCGAGCAGUUGCUGGCUGGCCCCGGUGCAUCGCGCGCUCCCCAACUCUCCAUCACUGAUCCAAAGGUGUGCCGCUCCUACCUUGUCGGCACCUGUCCUCACGACCUGUUUACCAACACCAAACAAGAUCUCGGCCUGUGUCCAAAGACCCACAGCGAAGCCUUGAAGUCCGAGUACGAGAACGCAGACGACCAACAAAAGCGCAAAUGGGGUUUCGAGUUCGACUACAUGCGAGACAUGCAAAAAUACAUCGAUGACUGCAACCGCCGCAUAGACAGUGCCCAGCGCCGCUUGGAAAAGACCCCCGACGAAAUUCGCCAAACGAACGCUCUCCUGAAACAGAUUGGCGAACUGUCGCGCAAUAUCGAGGACGGUCUGAUUGAGAUUCAGAUCCUGGGCGAGUUGGGUAGUGUCAACACGGCCGUGACAGAAUACUUCCGCAUCCGACAGCAAAAGCAAUUGAAGGAAGACCGCGAACGUGAGCUCAAGGCUCUUUCCGACACGUCUGGUCCCUCGGGUCACCAGAAGUUGCAAGUCUGCGAUGUGUGCGGCGCAUACCUCAGUCGACUCGACAACGAUCGCAGAUUGGCAGACCACUUCUUUGGAAAGAUGCAUCUUGGUUAUGCUCAAAUGCGCAAGACAUACCAGCAACUACAAAAGGACCUCCAAGGCAGACAACCGCCGAUUCGCGACGAGCCUUCUGGUCCCAGAGGCGGCUACGACGACAGAGAUUACGGCGGUCGCAGCGGAGGAUACGGUAGACGUGGCGGAGGUGGUGGUGGCUUUGGAAGAAGAGGUGGUGGCAGAUGGUGAUGAGGAAUCUAUUGGGCUACGAAAGGAGAAGCGGCGUCUAUGCAGCAAACGAGGAUACAGCUUGGUUGGUCUGUUUUUAUGGCGCAAUACCCGCAUGAGGCAUGGCAGCGAGG